AUAAACCAAGGCUGGGAAAGAACAGCCACCGCAAAGACCGCAAAGACUCCUCCGCCUUCAGACUCAGCAAAACUCCCGAGCAGGAUCAAAAUGACUCUCACUUCCAUUCUCUCUGCUGGUGACAUCGCUAAUGCACUGAAAGACUGUCAAGCUCCAGACAGCUUUGCUCAAAAAAAAUUCUUCCAGACCUGUGGGCUGUGCAAGAAAACCCCAAAAGAGGUGACGGAAGUCUUCCAUAUCCUGGACAACGACCAGAGUGGCUUCAUUGAGGAAGAUGAAUUGAAGUUUUUUCUUCAGAGGUUCUCCCCUUCUGCACGAGUGCUGACUGCAGCCGAGACCAAGGCAUUCCUAAAAGCUGCAGACGAAGACGAUGAUGGCAAGAUCGGAGCUGCAGAAUUCCAGGCUAUGGUCCUUUCCUGAGCUGGAUUUAUUUUUUGGAAGACUUGGCCACCAGAGCAAGUUAUGCAACCUCUGGUGCUGAAAAGUGUGAUUGCAUAUGUUGUAUACACCAACCUUCCUCAGAAAAUGUAUUUAAAUAUAUUAAAACCACA
This is a messenger RNA of Polyodon spathula (Mississippi paddlefish), 551 nucleotides long. It is a transcript of the gene pvalb9, whose product is annotated as parvalbumin 9. Gene Ontology annotation, cellular component: nucleus; cytoplasm. Lineage: Eukaryota; Metazoa; Chordata; Actinopteri; Acipenseriformes; Polyodontidae. The record is from RefSeq and is a predicted model, not a curated record. Gene Ontology annotation, molecular function: calcium ion binding. The coding region runs from base 91 to 420 and encodes 109 amino acids. The transcript is spliced from 5 exons.